AUGAUGACCAAAUUUCAGUCACCCCCGCCCGACCCGAUACAAGCGGAGACAAGUAUCGCACAGCAUAUGCAAACCCUAUUGUCUACGCAGGAUCGGCGGGCUCGAAGAACCCAAGCCCUACCCCAAGGACCCUAUAGCCAAUUACCAGUCACAAAAUACGCACCGGAUGGCCAGAUCUCAGAUGCAUAUUGGGGAAGAGAACCCUCUAAUUCCCCAAACAUUUCAACAAUGUCCCUCCUCAACACCUCAACCAUCCCGAAAAAUCGUACCCUCGGCCAUGAUGGCAUAAUAUUCAAUCGAGCCGGCUCAUCACUCCGCCGACGUUCUUCUUUACGAACUUCCCAAAACAUCAACGGACUCUUUAGUCGAAGUUCGACAACUCCAGCUAAGGGAAUGCCUCGGCAAAAGAACCUCAACGCCAAGCCGCUAUUUUCCUUGAACGACUUCUAUUCAGAAGCUCAGCUAGACGAUCCGUUUCUUGGACGGGAAUGGGUCUUUCGAGAAAUUUACGAACAUUCGGUCGUCGAAGGGGUACCAAUUUUGUAUGUGGAAGGAGGGCGUGGUGCUGGAAAAUCAGCCAUUGCCAAUCAAAUUAUCAUGCAUUCACCAUUUUAUAAACGACAAACCUCCGAUACCUUGGACUCCGGAUGUGAAGCGGAUGCCCCACAUUAUGAAUGGUUGAGGGCGGUGGCUGCAAGAUUGGUGGCAUACCAUGUCUGUUCGAUCCAAGACGCUGCAACUUGCUCGAUACCCGAAUUUGUCUGCAACCUCGGAGCAACACUGGCCCACUCGCCAAUAUUGUUGAGCUAUGCAGAUAUAUUAACUAAGAAUCCUGGUCUCCAAAACCUGCUCACACUGGACAACUGCCUGAAAUUCGGUCCUCAACAUGUUUUCGAAAAAGCAAUUGUUGAUCCAUUGGCCCAGCUUUCUUCUAGUGAUCAGGGUUGUUUGGUGAUAUUGAUCGACGGUCUAGAUGAGGCAGAAUUCCAUCGUAGUGAAGCAGGAAUGUCCAUCGCUCGUUUCCUUGAAUCCGUUUAUGGCAUGCUUCCGGCUUGGAUUCGGCUAAUUCUGACCGUCGACUACGAAGCACCCACCAGAUUGGAAGGCCAUUUAUCGGCUAGUGUCAGAAUUGACGAUACACAACUAGACGAACGUGCAAUGCGAGAUAGCAGGAUGCUAGCUGAAUACCGCGUCUCGGGUUGUCAUCUGCUUGAAGAGGGCUUAAAAACCCUCAAAUUCACUUCCGGUGAUAAUCCGCUUAGUGAAUUCAUUAGCAGAAUUGUUGCCCAGUCCUGCGGAAACAUGAUGUACAUUGCGCUCCUAUUAUCUCUUGCAGAAUCUAAUGUUAUUCGAUUAAAGGCUCUUGCCUCGGCCCUUUUGCCCGCUGAUCUCGAUGAACUUUACCUCCUCUAUUUCAACCUGACCUUUAGUUCUACGGCUAUAUUCACAAGAUGCUCUCAAAUCCUCUCCCUACUAAUUGCAUCUCUCCAAUCACUGACACCUGAACAAGUGGCUGAAAUUCUAAAUGAUGCCUCCCCGAAACCACUGGACCUAACCCCAGAGGAAGUUCUCGAAAGGGUCGAGCUGAUGUCACCAUUUGUGGUGCUUUCCUCAAUGGGCCGGCUUUCCCUAAAGCAUUCCAGCUUUCGUGAAUGGCUACUGCGAAGUCAAGGGCAAUGUCGAUAUACCGUUGAUGCCAGGGAAGGCCAUCUCCUCCUCGCCAUUUGGUUAACCAGAAAGAAGCGCCUCGACUCUUCAAAACUCUUCGACUUGGCUCAUCAUUUAUUAAAAGCCAAUCCACAUAAAUAUUUCAACAAUAGGCCGGUACCGGAGAUCUCAAUCUCGAGAGAAUGCCAGGUAAACUGGCUGGAAUAUGCGGCGGAGAAUAUAGGAGGGGCGCUGCUGUACGAUCGGAACCUACUGUAUCCCAACAGCAAGGUGUCGCGUCUAUUGUUGCUAUCCGGAGCGUCGGCGGAUGCUUGUCGUGAAGAGGAUGGGAUGUCACUUUUGUCCUUGGCGGCUCGACAUGGCGAUCCAUCAGUGGUCUCGUUAUUACUGCAGUUUGGGGCUCAAGUGAUUCCGUCUAAAGGCGAGUUACCAGUCGUUGCUGCAUCAAAAGCCGGUCAACUGGAUGUCGUCCAAAUAUUGCAUCAACACGGUGCCCUCCAAGGGGAUUCCGCACUUUUGGCUAUCAUUGCUGCAGCAGAGGGUGGUCAUCCGCAAGUUGUGUCCUUCCUCCUGGAGUGCGAUUGGCAUGAUGCUGAAGCAAAGGAAGUUGCUCGACAAGCUGCACUUGAAAAAGCUGCUUCUACAGGCAGUGUAAGUGUUUGCGAAUACCUGCUUGAUGGGGUCUGCGAAAAAACGUUGUCGUUGGAUAGUGCUAUGAGGGCUGCAUGUCUUGGCGGAUCUGCAGAAGUCGUACAAUUCUUGUUAUCAAGAGGUGCUGUCCUUUCCACGCUAUCCUGGCCGGAAGACCGAUCGGCUUUGUCUUGCGCUGUGGAAAGCGGAAGCUGGGAUUUAGUGACAGCCGUCCUGAACCAGCCAAAUUGUGAAAUCGAUCGGCAGGAUAAACAAGGACAAACAGCCCUUCAUCUAGCUGGUCAGAGAGGUCAUGUGGGCCUUAUUGAUCUUCUACUACGGAAAGGGGCAAAUCAGUCGCUCUCGGAUCUUGAAGGAAACACGGCGUUGAUGAUGGCUAUCAAAAACAACCACGCGGCGUGCGCGCAACUAUUCUUAGAGCGAGGGAUUGAUGUUGUUCAUCUACAAAAUAUUGAUGGGCAAUCAGCAAUCCACGUAGCAUGCGCCAGCGCAAGUAGGCCGAUUGUUGAGAGUAUUUUGGAUGCUGGCGGGAAGAUCGAAGAAAAAGAUGCCGAGGGAAAUCAUCCAAUCGAGACGGCAAUAAAAGCCAGAAAUGAUGGGGCCAUUGCUGCUCUGCUGAGGCGUGGUGCCAGAUUACGUUCUGUGACUUGGACGGUCUCAAAACAAUUCUAUCCGCGAGCGCUCUUGGUAUUGCUUCGGAAACUUCUUGAUGAUGCUGGAUUGUUAUACAGAAAACGCAAAACCGAAGAUGCCAUCCACCGUCUCAAUUAUGCAUUAGAGAAAUGUGAUCAAAUGUUGGAAGACGAUACCGGUGAAGAGCAAGGGGAAGAACUUCGAGUUUUCCGCUGGCAGAUCUUGUUGGGCCUCGCAAGAGCAAAACGACGACAAGGAUACCAUACGGAAGCUAUAAGAUUAAGUAGCGAGGCUGCCAUUUUGGCUGAUACAGACGACAAACUGUCUGAAGUCCUGUUCUUCAGGGCAAAGUGCCACUUCGAUAAUCAAGAUCUGGAAAGAGCCCGCUAUGAUGCGAUGGCGGCUGCCCAAUUGAAGCCGAUGGAAGAAGAACACAAGAUGGUAUGGAGGCACGCUGUAAAAGUGGCCUUAGCUGCCGGCGAAGCCUUGGCUAAAGGAUUCUCGAAAGCCGUGAAAGAAGAGUUGAAAGCUACCCAGCAAGCGUCCGCUGCACAAGCUGCAAAAGGAGGACAUUCCAAAACUGAAGCUCAAGAAAAUAUGGCAGCUAACGCCAGGCUCGGCAUCUCACUGGAUGAAUCAAUGCAAAUUUUGAACGUGAAAGCUCCGCUGGAUCAGAAGCAAGUAGAGGAACAGUACGAAAGAUUAUUUGCGCUUAACGAUAAGACGAAAGGCGGCAGCUUUUACUUACAAUCGAAGGUUUAUCGUGCCAAGGAAAGGAUAGAUGAGGAAUUCAGAAAAACUGAAACAACAAAAGCCAGCAAACCACCGAGUUCCGAAGCUCCGACAGCC
Messenger RNA from Mesorhabditis spiculigera, 3801 nucleotides. The record is from the annotation of a GenBank genome assembly. Lineage: Eukaryota; Metazoa; Nematoda; Chromadorea; Rhabditida; Rhabditidae.